CUGCGUCACAGCCUGAGAUUGGAGCUCACCUGUCUAACCUGUUCCCCUCAGGUAGAGCCGAGCGCGCGCCGCUCUGCGUGUUACUGGGUGUUUGGUGGCGCUUCUUCGUUUUUCCUUCGUCCACGCCGUUUUCUGCCGAAUGACGUCAUCGCUAUGCUGCUCUCUCCCGAUACUGAUUUAGCGAUUUCUUUGGAAACGGGCUAGACAGACAGACAGACAGACAGACAGACAGACAGGCAGCCCGGAUUAUCCCUGUCGCCGCUUUCCUCCUCGAGCUCCGCUGUCGGAGUGCUGAGUUAUGGGGUUGGGGGGGUUCGUGCUGGUUCUACUGGCUGGAGCUCUGGCGUCUUCAGAAUUGCUGGAGAAACAUCAGCUCAGACAGACGCUCACCUGCUCUCAGGGUUUGGACGAAUGCACAGCGGAUGAGUCAUUUCGGGUGGAGCCGCUUGACUCCGGCCCUGUGGAAGUGACCGGUUUGGGUGUGAAAGCUGCUCUGUGCUGCAGAAAUAACCAGAAAUGCAAGGCAUGUCUUCUGAUCUCAGUCCGGCUCAGGAUUCUGGAAAAUGAGGAAAUCAGUGGAGGACAAUUGGGAGAAGAUGCAGAUGAGGACAAGGACGAUGCAGCUGCUGUAACCGUGUGCUACUAUUCUGGCCCCAGUCUUCCUCGCUACAAGGUGAUUUCCUUCAGAGUGACGCCUGCUGCACGCAAGAGCCGGGAACAUGAGCUGACGGUGGUGGAGGACAAGGGUGUGUACCUGGGCAGCUCUGUGAACGUGAGGGUCCGCUCCUUCAACCGCUCAGCCACGUUCCCCCUGCAGAGAAAAGUGUGUCCGUCUGCAGAGGUAGAAGAAUGUGAAAAAUGCAGAACUCCCAGAGUCGUUGCAGUGACUGACGAGCAGAGAGGUGUGGUUAAUCUGACGGUGGCUGACGAGGAUACGGGUCAGCUCCAGCUGCUGCAGAUGUGCGUGAAGCGAGGAGAGCAGGGACUGUGUCUGCAAUCCUCGUCAUCCGUUCCGCUGCACGCCGUCACCCCCUGCAUGUGCUUUGAGGUUUGGAUGGAAGGAUCAACAUGUCGUUCUAAACUUUGUCCUUUCAGCGAAAAGGAAGAGUUCAGAGGGAACGUGCUGAGGAACACGUCCCUCUCAGUAGUUCACUCUAAGACCAAUGAAGGGCGUCCGGCCUUGAGCUGGAACCUGGCCGCCCCCUGCAGGCUGGAGGCCGAAGUGUGGCCGUGCCGAAUGGACGCCGGGUCAGGGCAGGGCUGCGGUGAGGUGCUAGGGUUCAGAGUCAAGCGUAACGAGAGCUCUCAGUGGUGGGAGAACAACGCCACACUGUGGACAUCCGGGUCGUUUGUGGACAUCGGCUCUAAGGACCGCUUCCUGCACUGUGUGAUGUUUGAGGUGGAUGGAAAAAUAUUUGGCCCCCUGUGUCAACACGACACCCACAGGCAGCGCUGGAGUGUCCCUGUGCUCGCGAUGCUGCUGUUUCUCAGCCUGGUUGGGGUCGCGGUGUGUUUCCUAAGGAGCCGACUCAGAGGCUGCAUCUCAGACUGGGAAAGAUCUCACUGCUCUGCAGAAGCUCGUGGUGAGGUGUUGCUCCUGCAUGCGUCUGGUGCUGAUGUGCUCGAGGCUGGUCUGGUGUGCCAGUUGGGGACGGAGUUAUCUGAGCUGGGUUUCGGGGUGUCGCUGGACCUGUGGAGUCAGGCCGAGCUGAGCUCUCUGGGUCCGGGACCGUGGCUUCACUCGAAACUCGGCCUGCUGCAGAGACGCAGAGGUAAAGCCCUGCUGGUGCUAUCCGGCUCCGCCCUGGACACAGCUCAGGCCUGCUGGGACAGCUGGAUAGGGGAAAAGAAAGGAGGACCAGAAGGGGCGAAGAAGGACCAGACAGCAUGGUGCAAACCCACGCCGUGCUUUUCAGACGUCUUCGGUUCUGCCCUCAGCUGCAUUUUCUCUGCCCACCUGAAGGGCGGCACCGCUGAGCGCUUCGUUCUGGUGCACUUUGACUCUCAGAAACUCAUAAAUGGAGGAAGAGCCAUGCCGAUGCUGUUCCAGGGCCUAGAGCUCUACAGUCUGCCCUCAGAGAGUCGUCAGCUGCUGGCGGAGCUCUGCCCAGAGCAGCCGGAGAGCUUUAGCAUGCGGAUAAAGAAGCUGCUCUGGCUCAGGAGGGCCUCCAGGCAUCUGACAAAGGGGCUGAAGAAUUCUGGGAAAAGACUGUGGCCACAGGCACAAUCUGUGCUGACGCAGGUGGAGAUUCUGGAGGAGGAGACGCUCCCUCUGCAUAUGUAACUUUACCUCAAAGAGCGUAGCCUGGAUAACAUUAGCAGACCUGUGUUCUACAGUGUGGUCUGGAUUAGGGAUGGGCAUUUUAACCACACUCUCAAUUCAAAUAGCCACAUGUUAAAAAAGAACAGUAUUUAAAUAUCCCAACCAAAAAGUAUUGCAUGUUGUAUUAAAUAAAAAUACAGAAAGAAAGAAGGUUUAUCAUUUGUUUCCUGUGUGUAGCUUAAGAGGAUAUUUGUAUCUCUUUAACAUAUAAAACUCUCGAUUUUAGCGUCUUUUAGUGCAGAUUUAGCGUCUUUUACUACAAAACACGGUUUAUCAUCAUAAGAAUGUGGCUUCCUUUCCACUGUAGGGCUAAAAGGUUCCCGUGGCCGUCCAUUCCAUCCAGAUGGAUCAGAAAAACUGCUCACAGUAGCGAUUCAGCUAAUAGGCUAACACCAUAGUGAACAUUCGAUUUCGGCUCUCAUCCCAACGCCAGUCACUCGACUUGCCUCUCUCAGACUUUUGUUGUCUAAGCUUGUAGCAGCAGAGAGAACCGAGCCUGUACUGUGGUGUGUCCGGCACGCUUAGCCUGCUAACUAAGGUAUUGUUAGCUUAGCUGACACGCUACGGCUCCAAACUCCACAGAACAGGUUCGAGUUGGGCUUUCGGUCACUCAUCAUCGGUUUCUCCACCCUUCUCCCUCAGAUCUGUGUCAUUGGCAUGUUAGUUGUGUCAGUGGUGCUUCAGUUAGACAGAAUUGAGCCUUUUCUGUGCUGAGCAGAGGAUUAAGCAGGCUAGAUAAGCUCAGGCAAAGCAGCUUCUCUUUCACACUUAGCAAUGGUCGUGAGAUUGGUGGUUUGGCAUUUACAGGAUGGUCUGAAAAUCGUGAGCUGCAUUAAUUUACUUUUAUUUAAGCAAAUUGAACUUCAUAUUUGACUGGUUUUGAAAUAAUCCAUGAUAACCGUCACAAAAUCAAUGUGAACAUAGAACCAGUCGUGAAUAUCCGCGUCCUUAAAGUUAUUCCGCGCAGUCAGCUUAAACCGUUCAGGUCUACAGUGGAAAAGAGGCCAUUCUCUGCAUUUCCACAUUGCACACCCAGUCGAAACGUAUUUAAAUCUUACAAGAGCCUUAUUUGUCUCUGUGUACCAAACUGUGUAAACCAGUACUAAAGUACAUUUGGAUAAAUUUGAAUAAUGGUGCCCAUCCCUGGUCUGUAUCUGGCACAAGUUUGCUGUAGAAACUAAAUGAAGUCUGACUCACUAUGUGCACCACAUAUGAAGGAAGAACGCAGCCGCUCACAGGUCUGUGAUUCAUUUUUCACUGGAUAGAACGGAUUGACUGAUAUUACUGUAUCUGAACCGCUCUAUCCUUCCCAGAUUCCAGCUCAGUGACACUGUCUGUCCAGGUGCUUUGUUUACCUGAAAAUCGCGGCUGGUGAUCCGCUCAAACACGUCCAGUCAGAAACUAAUGGUUCAUACCGUCUGGUUUACAGCCACCAGCACUGACGUCCAGAGCCAGGUUUGCUUUGGGUGAAACCGGAAAAAAGGUGGAUUUAACACUGAAAUGAAGAUUCUGCCUUGAUAGUAAUACGUCCAGGUCUCUGUCCACCAAUUUUGGGCCACAUCCAUGCAGUUAUUUGGAUAAUACGAAGGAAAUAAUGGGCUUUGGUUUGAAUUUCUCCCAAAGUGGAGAACUUAAGUUUAGGCUUUUGUGGUGCGUUGAGCCAAAAUGAUACUCCGGACGAAUGAGCCCUUAAUGAGCUGAAUCAGGUGUUGUAGCAGCAAAAUUACUAAACAGGGUUUCCAUAGCACUGGGACCACCACAGGUCUGUAAGUACUACUACUAGUUGUGGUAACUGGUGGCUUCAGUAACCUGAUUGCAGGGUCAAAUGCAGGAACACAAGCACUUUUUUCUGAGAGAUGGAAUGCUUUAAUUUCAGUGUCAUGUAUAUAUUACAUAAAUAUGUGUUGUCUUUAAUAUAUUGUCCAUUUGUAUAAACAAAGUUGCGUGGUACACUGGAUUGUUCAGCAGGAAUUUGUGUAUAUGUAAUUUUAAAAUGUUAAUGUUUUAAUGGCUUUAUUUUCUACCAAAGGUUACCUCAGGUUUCUUUAAUAAACACGUAAUUAAUGAA
Messenger RNA from Pygocentrus nattereri (red-bellied piranha), 4391 nucleotides. RefSeq names its product interleukin 17 receptor C (gene il17rc). The record is from RefSeq and is a predicted model, not a curated record. Bases 299 to 2284 code for a protein of 661 amino acids. NCBI's taxonomy places the organism in Eukaryota, Metazoa, Chordata, Actinopteri, Characiformes, Serrasalmidae. The transcript is spliced from 14 exons. Gene Ontology annotation, molecular function: interleukin-17 receptor activity.